ACGGGACGCGUCUGUUCGAACUUUCUUCAACCUUCACCGGACUUUGUUGUUCUCCUAAUGCUCUUGACAAUUGACAAUGGAGUCUACUGACGUGUCGAAGGAUUCUCCAACGAGCAAUGUGUUUGCUACUACCACAAAGGAUAAUAGCGAUGCAAGCAGUACGAAGGAUGAUGUCCCGACUCACCUUAGAGGUACCAGCAAGCGGGCAAUUCAGGUAUGCGUUACGGCAGCCAUGGGUGGCUUUCUCUAUGGGUUUUCAGCGAAUGCUAUGAGUAGUACAUUAGCACAGACCAGCUUCAUCGCCCAAUUUCUGACGACUCCCGAUGCGACUGCACGAAUGGAUGGUUUGUUGGCAAGUUUCCUAGGUGGCUCUUUCGUUGGAGCUAUUAUACAAGCCCCAGUAUCGAACAAAUGGGGUCGUCGAAAAGCCAAUCUCGUCGCUGCCCUCGUCGCCAUUUUGGCUGGCGUCCUACAAUCGGCGUCCUAUCAUAUUGUGAUGCUCCUUGUCGCCCGCGUCCUAUGUGGUAUCGGUGCGGGAAUGGUGAUGGCUAAUAGUCCGGUCUACAUGAGCGAAGUGGCACCCCCUCACACUCGUGGGCUACUAGUUGGUCUUCAAGGCGUCGGCAUCGUCACAGCUUAUAUUGCAUGUUCAUUGUUCGGACUAAUAUUCAGUUUCGUCGAAAAUCCCGUUCAGUGGCGUCUGAUAUUCAUAGUUCAAACUGUCUCGGCGGCUAUCUUCGCCUGCUCGCUCAUCUUUGUUCCGGAAUCACCACGAUGGCUAAUGGAAAAUGGCAAAGAGGAACAGGCGAAAGCCGAGCUCGAGCGGCUGCAUAGCACUAAGUCGGAUCCAAAGGGUACUCUUGCUCGCGCUGAGGCGAUACAGAUCAAGGCUCAAGUCGAAGCGGAGAGAAAUCUUCCCAAGGGGUAUAUCUAUAUUUUCACAACACCACAUCUUCGCAAGCGGGCGUUCUGUGCCAUCUUAUUAUGGGUUAUGGCGCAAGGCACCGGGAUAACCGCCAUCGCCAAUCUAAUACCGGUACUAAUGGGCGGUCUUGGAUUCGGGACGACUCUUCAGCUUGGUUUGGGUUGUGCAUGGACAGUCGUCUUGAUAAUUGGGUGCGCGGUGAACGUAAUUUACGUGGAUAGAGUCGGUCGUGUCAGACUUCUUGUAAUUGGAGGCAUAGUCAAUGCAGUAAUCCUGGCCAUCAUGACGGCACUGAUCAAAUUUUACCUCGAAACCACCUACCAGCCCGGAAUCAACGCCAUAGUUGCGCUGUACUUUAUCUUCGGGUUUGCCUUCACUUCGACGAUCGAAUGUACGGCGUAUGCCUAUGGCUCAGAGAUAUGGCCUACACACCUGCGUAGUGAAGGCUCUACUAUUGCCUUUGCAUCUUUCUAUGGCAAUGCUCUUGCGUAUAGCGCUCCGGUUAACUUGGCGUUGAAGAAUAUCGGUUGGAAAUAUUAUCUCGUCUUUGUAGCUGUCACCUUGGUGUCUACGGCCUUUAUCGCAAUCUACUUCCCAGAGACCAAGAACCUAACACUUGAAGAAAUUAACGCAAAAUUCGGGGAUGUGGUGGCAGUUGACUUGAAAGACGCCAUUGCAACCGAGGCUCGAUCUGAGACUAAAGGCGACAAGGCACAAAUCUGACGUAAUAUUCAAAAGUUUACCUGUUAUUGCGACCAUGAUCUCGCGAAAAAGGGGGUUGGAAGUGUUGAGAAUGCAGCUUGAGCAUUGGCAACUUCUAGUCAUGUAAAAUAGUGUACUUGUGCUGUCUUCAUAUGUACAUUCGACGACCGCACCCCUAAAAGGUGCUACGUUUUAAUUAAGGAUUGGCCCUGUAAUUGGGGAUUGAUCUGAAAUACUUCCGAAUAGGAGGGCUUUCUGUAUAUUCUAAAGGUAUUUUCCAACUUUUAUCUAUUUUUAUAUUAAUUUUAUAAUCUUUUUUUUCAAA
Molecule: messenger RNA, 1952 nt
Organism: Daldinia vernicosa
Lineage: Eukaryota; Fungi; Ascomycota; Sordariomycetes; Xylariales; Hypoxylaceae
Product: general substrate transporter
Exons: 4
Coding region: 77-1648 (523 amino acids)
Biological process (GO): carbohydrate transport; transmembrane transport
Cellular component (GO): membrane
Molecular function (GO): carbohydrate:proton symporter activity
Source: RefSeq, a predicted model, not a curated record